Molecule: messenger RNA, 1472 nt
Organism: Pseudovirgaria hyperparasitica
Lineage: Eukaryota; Fungi; Ascomycota; Dothideomycetes; Acrospermales; Acrospermaceae
Product: DUF1774-domain-containing protein
Exons: 4
Coding region: 164-1084 (306 amino acids)
Source: RefSeq, a predicted model, not a curated record
CUGCGGCCAAACAAAACCCCCUCUCUGUCCCGUGAAGAAGCUUGGAGGUCUCCUUCUCUGCCUCCCGCAAACUAUCUCCGGUCACUCUUCUUUACACUUCUCGAGCUCUAUACGCAGCAGCGAGUCAGAGUUCCUUUGCGAAGUCAAAGCAUAUAACAGCAUCAUGCCGUCUCAGAUCUCCAACAACGAGACGAUCGAAUCGGCCCACCAGGCCGUCCACUCCAUCAAUCCGUUCAAGUCUGGCGACUCCUCUCGUGAAGCUGUACUCACGUAUAAGAUUGGCACCGCCCUGUCAUGGCUUCUGCUUCUCAUCACCAGCGUCUACUACACCUUCGCUCGCCCUCACGACGGAGGCAAUGGCCGUAAGGACAGACACACCAUAUGGGGUCAAAAUGAUCUUCAUCCUACCGCUUUUGCCUUGAAUAGUGUCAUUGUGAGCAUCUACUGGAUCGUUCUCUACAUUCUACAAAUUGGCUACUCGUGGCACCUGUACAGCGGCAACUCCGUUUAUGUGACUGCAGCUGCAACUGUCGGAUCACACUUCAUCCUCAACAAUCUAUUCCUCUUCGCCUUUAUAAUGCUCUGGGUGCGCUCGUACUUCUGGAUCGCGGAGUUGAUCCUCGCUCUCAAUUUCAUCAACCUCUCCACCGCCUACUUUAAUCACAGCAAGACUCCGCGCUGGAUUCACAUCGCUGUUGUUUCGGCCCCACUGGCAUGGAACUUUGUGGCUCUGUACUGGGCUGGAGCUGCCGCUAUCAAUCCGAAUGGGCACAGUCUGGUGGCACGCAUCGUCGCGAACAUCUUUGUCUGGGGUAUAUUGACAUACGGGGCGUUCUUCUUGGCUGCAUACAAGGAUUACACUAUGGGCUUUGAGUUGUCCAUUCUGGCAGCUGCUCUCGGCGUUGGUCAAUUCCUCACCAAGACCAUUGCAUUUCAGUGGAUCUUCGCUUUCGUCAUCAUGAGCGUUCUGUUCGUCCUCUCGCUUGCAGUCGGCAUUCCAGGCCUACUUGGCCAGGACCCCAUCAAGCGCGGACAGAUCGUUUCCGAGGAUCGUGAGCGUGCGCCUCUGUUGGCCGACGAUUGAUGUAUGACAGAUGCUGGGCAAAUGGUCACAGCUCAGUACGCAUUACACUAACACAUCAUGGCUUCCUCGACUCGAAAGGCAUGAUCCGGGAUACCAACUGAGGAUGACCGGAUGCUAUUACGAGCAAAGUCUGCUUCAGGUCUCCCUAGCAUUAACGGGCGUCUUGUUUUAGGAGCAUGCAUUCUCGAUAGUUUUGAUCCUUAUUCUGUAGCGUAAUUGACGAUGUUGUUUUUCCACGACGCCGGCCCCUUGCGGAGUCUUGAUAUGAAUGGUAUCUUCUAUGUUGAAAGAGAAGUAGACAUGCCUCUAAGGGCAGUACAUGAUGUAGACAUCUAUCCCAACGCCGUAACAGUACCGUAUACACCCAAUCUAAGCAUGCUCACACAUG